This is a messenger RNA of Sorghum bicolor (sorghum), 1996 nucleotides long. RefSeq names its product polypyrimidine tract-binding protein homolog 1. The transcript is spliced from 10 exons. Bases 165 to 1676 code for a protein of 503 amino acids. Lineage: Eukaryota; Viridiplantae; Streptophyta; Magnoliopsida; Poales; Poaceae. Gene Ontology annotation, biological process: regulation of RNA splicing. Gene Ontology annotation, molecular function: mRNA binding. The record is from RefSeq and is a predicted model, not a curated record. Gene Ontology annotation, cellular component: nucleus.
CAGAAGUCCAGAACCAGAACCGCUAGCUCCUCCGACGUACCCUUCCGCAGCUCCGUCCCAGCGCGAAACGCCGAAACCCUACCUUCGGCUUCUCCGCUCCGCCUCCGCCUCCGCCUCCGCCCUCGCCCCCGCCCCCGCCCCCGCCCCUCCGCGAACCAGGCGAGAUGUCGUCGGGCGGCGGUGGGGGGCAGCAGUUCCGCUACGCGCAGACGCCGUCCAAGGUGCUGCACCUGCGGAACCUUCCGUGGGAGUGCGCGGAAGAGGAGCUCGUCGAGCUCUGCAAGCCCUUUGGCCGUAUCGUCAACACCAAGAGCGGCGUCGGCGUCAACCGCAACCAGGCCUUCGUCGAGUUCACUGACGUUAAUCAGGCAAUCGCGAUGGUUUCUUACUUUGCAUCAUCUUCAGAACCAGCACAAAUCCGAGGCAAGCCUGUUUACAUUCAGUAUUCAAAUAGGCAAGAAAUAGUUAACAACAAGAGUCCUGGAGAGACAGCUGGAAAUGUCUUGCUUGUUACUAUGGAGGGUGUUCAAGCUAGUGAUGUCACCAUUGAUGUGAUCCAUAUGGUUUUCUCGGCUUUUGGGUAUGUUCAUAAAAUAGCCACCUUUGAAAAGGCUGCAGGUUUUCAGGCAUUGAUCCAGUACACUGAUGCAGCCACUGCUUCAGCUGCUAGAGACGCCUUAGAUGGAAGGAGCAUCCCAAGUUACUUGCUUCCGGAGCAUGUGACAUCCUGCUGCCUGCGAAUUUCCUUUUCUGCACAUCAGGAUUUGAACAUCAAGUUUCAGUCAAACCGCAGCAGGGAUUAUAAUAAUCCGUAUCUUCCAAUUAAUUAUUCAGCCAUGGAUGGUACAUUACAGCCUGUUGUUGGAGCUGAUGGAAGGAAAGUGGAGGCUCAAGGCAAUGUUCUUCUUGCAUCAAUCGAGAAUAUGCAGUAUGCUGUUACUGUAGACGUUCUUCAUACUGUGUUCUCAUCAUUUGGUACAGUCCAGAAAAUUGCUAUUUUUGAGAAGAAUGGGGGAACACAAGCUUUGAUUCAGUACCCUGAUGUAAAUACAGCUGCUGUAGCGAAGGAAGCAUUGGAAGGGCAUUGCAUCUACGAUGGUGGCUACUGUAAGCUUCACCUGUCAUACUCUCGUCAUACUGAUCUGAAUGUGAAGGCACAUGGUGACAAGAGCAGAGAUUAUACAAUUCCAGCUGGCGUAACCCAAGGAGUGCCACAACCACCUGGUGUACAAGCUACAUCCUUUGGGUGGCAAGGUAACCUUCAAGCUGCUGGGGCAUAUGCCCCACCCGGUGCCCCUGCUCAAAGCCACAAUGCCAAUGGACAAAUGCCGAACUGGAAUCCCGGCAACUCAGUGUAUCCCCCAGGCCCAGGAACAUAUCCAGGCCAGAUGUACUCAUCUUCGUCGCAGUAUGCAACGUCAGGGGGCUUCCCUAAUACCCCAUCAACCACUCCGCCACAGUAUGCAGCGUCAGGGGGCUUCCCUAGUACCCCAUCCACUGCUCCGCCACAGUAUGCAGCAUCAGGGGGCUUCCCUAACACCCCAACUGGUGCCCCGCCUGGCAUUCUGCCACAACAGUUGCACACUUCGCAGCAGAUGCCGCCUCAGCAUGAAAAUCAGUCACGAGGCACACCUGGAACUAGCCAACCGCCGCCAUCAGCAUCAUACUACCGUUAGGUUGAAUCUUCUUUUGCUAUUGUACUUGGCCUGUUUAUGUUUCACUGAGUUUGUUAUUUAUCAUGUAAUACUGCAAUACCGCCGUCCAUAACUGUGUUUAGAUGGCAGCGAUAGCAGAUGAAUAUAUUAUGUUUGGAGUUUUCAUUCCUCGAAAAAAAAAUCGGCCAUUGUUUGGUUCCUGACAGUUACUGGCAGGCUUAGGAAUCAUGAUGAUUGGUAGAUUGGUGGUUGUGUUCUGAACAGCCGACCUUACCUCUUGGCUAACAAUGGUUUCUCCACUUGUACACAGUACACCUAUAAUCCAAUUCUUUAGUUUUUUA